AUGGAAGCAGACAAAGUGAAUUGGCCCCGCUCGUCCUCGCCGAGUCCGGCCCGCGCCGGGGCCGCGCCAGGCGCGCGCGGGGCCGAACGCAGCGCCCCCCUCAGGCCGUUGCGCCGCGGCCGUUGCGGCGACAGUCGGAGACAGAUCGGUGCCAUGGAGGAGCUGCCGCUGCCCGCCGGAAUCAAUGCCAGCACCUUCCCCGCCAAGCUGUGGGGCCUGGUGAACAGCCCCCGCGUCCGCUCCGUGCGCUGGGACAGCCAGGCCCAGGGCUUGCUCAUCGACCGCUUCCUCUUCGAGCGGGAGCUGCUCAGCCCGGGCGGCGCCCACGGAGGGGGCGGCCAGGGGGCGGGGGCGGCCUCGGACUGCUUCAAAGCCACGCACUUUGGCAGUUUCGUGCGCCAGCUCAACCUUUACGGCUUCCAAAAGGUGCCGUCAUGGCUUGGCUCAGCUGUGCCGGGCGAUGCCGGGGCUUUGCUCCACUUUAUGAACCCAAACUUCCGCCGCGAUCGCCCCGAGCUCCUGCUCCACAUCAAACGCCGGACCAGGGCCAACAGGCAGAGACUGGCCGCGGGGCUGGAGGUGCGUAGCCGCCAGCCCAGCCGCCUCCAGGGGCCCUCCACGGACGGGUCGCUGCCUGCCUUCCCCACCGGGCAGCCGCCCAGAGCCGCUCCCUUGCGCCAGAAGCGCGAUGCUGCCUCACCUGAGGAUUCAGAGCUGCCUCCAGGCCCUUCCAAGAGAAGUGCAGGUGCUCAGGAGAGUGAGGCUUCCCCAGCAGCUGCCAAGAAAGUCUGUGCCACCUCUGGACUUGUUGGGGCUUCACCAGUGGAACCAUCAAGAGAGCUCAUCCAGAGAUUUAAUCUCCGCAAGCUCACGGUUCCACUGGUUCGCCUGGACCUGAAACGCCAUCCUGAGCUCAUGGUUCACCUCACUCCAAUCCACCCUGAAGCUGCUUGCAGGCCCCUUGGACACAGCAACAGCUGCUCAUCUUCUCAGCAGCACAGCCCAGCCUGCGACCCAUCAGAUCUCAAGUGA
Molecule: messenger RNA, 1032 nt
Organism: Poecile atricapillus (Black-capped chickadee)
Lineage: Eukaryota; Metazoa; Chordata; Aves; Passeriformes; Paridae
Product: heat shock transcription factor, X-linked member 4-like
Exons: 4
Coding region: 1-1032 (343 amino acids)
Biological process (GO): regulation of DNA-templated transcription
Molecular function (GO): DNA-binding transcription factor activity; sequence-specific DNA binding
Source: RefSeq, a predicted model, not a curated record